This is a messenger RNA of Adineta ricciae, 1215 nucleotides long. Lineage: Eukaryota; Metazoa; Rotifera; Eurotatoria; Adinetida; Adinetidae. The record is from the annotation of a GenBank genome assembly.
AUGAUGCGUUAUAGCAGUAUUAUUUUCCUUUUUAUUCAUGUCCAUACCUUAUACGCAGAUUUCAUAUCGAAUAUUAACGUACAAAAUCAAGGUUUUGAUUUUAUUCCUGCUAAUCCAAUUGAGUUAUUUCAAACAUAUUCAUCUGUUUCUUCUGCAUUCAAAUGUGCUCUUCGAUGUCAUCAAGAUCCUCAAUGUCGUACAUACGUUUAUGAUUUGUCCAUUUGUCAACUCUAUCAAGGCUCUUCUGAUACAGGUUCCAUUGUUCCAUCACCUUCGACUACUCGUAUUGUUGGUGCAAUCAACUAUAAGAACAUUAAUGUGGCAUCAGCUUAUAAUCAAUCAUGUGAUCAUUGUUUUCCUGAUCGAUAUCUUGUCUGUCGAAAUAAUACAUGUCAAUGUCCAACAGGUACUUUUUACGAUAAUCAAGGUCAUUGUCUUAAUCAACUGUAUGCUGAUUCAACACUGACAUGUGAAGAUGAUAGUUGGUGUAAUCAAGCAUUGAAUCUAAGCUGUCAAUGUGGAAAAUGUCAAUGUCCAAAUGGAUAUGUUUGGAGAAAUAAAACAUGUAUACCACAAUUGAUGAGUGGAAUAUCCUGUAAUACAAGUGAUGACUGUAGAAAAGAUCUUCAUCUGAUGUGUUCACAAAACAAUAAAAUAUGUAUACCACAAUUCAUGAGUGGAAUGUCUUGUAAUACAAGUGAUCAAUGUCGAAAUGACCUUAAUCUUGUUUGUUCACGCAAAAAUAAGACAUGUAUAUCGAUGACUGUGGUGCCAAUGCCUGUUAUGACUGGAACACUUCCUGCCAAGUUCUCCUAUGUUGAUAUGGCAUUUAACGUUUCUGGCGAAGAGUGGUGGCGGGCUUUUGAUAAUAAUAUUUACAGUUUCUGGAAUCGAAUGGGUGGUAUGAAUGUCUUAGAUUAUAUAUUUUUAACUUUCAAUGACACAUAUCUCUUGGAUUCUAUACAACUAACAGUAACUGGUGAUAUAACUCAUGAUCCACGAACACUUGGUAUGUAUAUGGAUGAGAAUGGAACAUGUUUAGGUGAAUCAUUUUGGUUUCCAAAGAGUAACAGUAGCUGGUAUACUUAUCCAAAAUAUUAUUUCAACAAAAGUGCAAAAGCAUUAGUAACAAAUCAUCUGUUGAUGUCUAUUGAAAGAUGGUCUAUAUACCAAGUAUGCCUUGCGGAGCUAACGUUUUUUGGUGGCUUAUAUUAA